GAUACCAUCUGAAUCACAAGAAAAAAGUGUAUAUAUUAUAUUUUUAAAAAAUACUGAUAAUGCGCGCGGAGAUAAAAGGAGGGGAUAUAAUUUUUUUUGCGUUCUAAAUAUGUAGGUAUUUAAUAAGAUAAAAUUCUUAGUACCUAGCUUUUAUUAGCAAUUCUUAUUAAUGUAAUUUUAUGAACAUAACAAUUUAAUUAAUCGACCAAAAUAGUCAAAAAGAAUACUCUUAAAAAAAUUACGGUUGGCAACCCUACAUGUGAUUGAUAAACCACGAUAAACUCAGGUUUUGAUUUUUGCUUUAUAACUGAAUAUGCGUUUGAUUAUAUAUUUCAUUGUGUAAAUGCAGGAAAUAUAACGCAAGGUUGGAUUCUAACAACUAAACUUUUAGCACUUUUUAGCCUCUUCUUUUCUCUCCAAAGUUACAACUGUUGUUAGAUUGAGCAAGUGGUAUUACCGGUUUAUGACUUCACGACAUACCAAAAUAAUAUACCGUUGUUGAUAUCGGUUAAAUAACAAAUAGUGAAUCUACAAGAUAAAAAAUUAACAUUAUGAGUUUAUGCUGGAAAAUAUUUUGGGGUAUAAAACAAAGAUCGCAGAUACCAUCACUCUCUUUGCAAGUGAUAGUAAGAAAUUUUAACACCUGCCAGGAACGUCGUACAGAAAAAAAAUAUGGAUCUACUAAGGAUGUGAAAAAUCCUACAAUAUUAUACACAACCUGUAUUGCUGUUGCUGCAUCAGUUUUAGGUAUAUCUUACUACACUCUAAAAUACAAAAGAAAUGUUUAUGCUCUCAGUGCAACGGAAAAUAUAAAAUGUGGUCAAUUGCGAAAGGACAUGAAGACUUACACCCUAGAAGAAGUAGGAAAACAUGAUAGUAAAGAGAGAGGAAUUUGGGUUACUUUUGGACACGGUGUAUAUGAUAUAACAAAAUUUGUUGAUAAGCAUCCAGGUGGUUCCUCAAAAAUUAUGAUGGCUGCUGGAGGAUCCAUGGAUCCAUUUUGGAUGAUAUUUGCAAAUCAUAAUACACCAGAAAUAUAUUCCUUGCUAGAAUCUAUGAGAAUUGGAAAUAUAUCAGAAGAAGAUGCCAAAUCUAAUAAAAGCGAUCUAUAUGAUCCAUAUGCAAAUGAGCCUACUAGGCAUAAGGCUUUGAAAAUCAAUGGCAAUAAACCCUUCUGUGCAGAACCAUCAUCUUCAUUAUUAGUCGAGAGUUUCCUUACACCUGUGCCAUUUUUUUAUGUGAGAAAUCAUUUACCCGUACCUGAGUUAGAAUUAAAAAAUUAUACAUUAGAAUUGGCUAUGGAAGGGACAACCAAAAAGACACUUGACUUCAAGACACUAAAAAAAUAUAAAAAGAUGACAAUAACUGCAGCUGUAAUGUGCGGUGGAAAUAGACGUUCGGAAAUGUCAAAGGUAAAGCAACUGAAAGGUAUUAACUGGAACGUGGGCGCUGUUGGCAAUGCAACAUGGACAGGUGCACGAUUGUGCGACGUAUUAAAAGAUUUAGGUGUCGACGAAAAUGCGUUUAAUCAUGUUCAGUUCGAAGGAUACGAUUUAGAUCCAUCUGGUAUGCCAUAUGGAGCAAGUAUUCCGAUUUCCAAAGCUAUGGACCCUAGAGCUGAUGUGAUCUUAGCUUAUGAAAUGAAUGGUGAACCAUUGAGCAAAGAUCACGGGUUUCCAGUUCGUUUAAUCGUUCCUGGUGUUGUGGGUGCAAGAAAUGUGAAAUGGCUGAGUAAAAUUAAUAUAUCAAAGGAGGAGAGUCAGUCUCAGUGGCAACAGGGCGACUACAAGGGGUUUUCUCCUAGCACAACUUGGGACAAUGUAGACUUCAGUAAAUCGCCCGCAAUACAAGAAAUGCCUGUAGUAUCAGCGAUAUGCGAGCCACAAGAUUCAGAUACAAUCAAAAUCAAUAAUGGAAAAAUUCAAGUAAAAGGUUACGCAUGGUCUGGUGGUGGUCGAAAAAUAAUUCGUGUCGAUGUUACAAAUGAUAAAGGUAAAACUUGGCAUACAGCAGAUCUGAUGGAAGAUCUUCAAGCAAAAGAAGGUCGGUACUGGAGUUGGUCAUUAUGGAACGUGGAACUUCCUGUGGAUAAAAAAUUGAAAGAAGUUGAAAUUUGGGCGAAAGCUGUUGACUCAUCAUAUAAUGUACAACCAGAAAGUUUCAGUAACAUUUACAACAUUCGAGGAUUGCUCUGCAACGCAUAUCAUAAAAUUAAAGUACAA
Messenger RNA from Cyphomyrmex costatus, 2222 nucleotides. RefSeq names its product sulfite oxidase (gene shop). Gene Ontology annotation, biological process: sulfur compound metabolic process. The record is from RefSeq and is a predicted model, not a curated record. NCBI's taxonomy places the organism in Eukaryota, Metazoa, Arthropoda, Insecta, Hymenoptera, Formicidae. Gene Ontology annotation, molecular function: sulfite oxidase activity; heme binding; molybdopterin cofactor binding. Gene Ontology annotation, cellular component: mitochondrion. The transcript is spliced from 8 exons. The annotation marks the transcript as partial.